Tuber melanosporum (Perigord truffle) is the source of this 2145-nucleotide messenger RNA. RefSeq lists its product as uncharacterized. The record is from RefSeq and is a predicted model, not a curated record. The transcript has 9 exons. Gene Ontology annotation, molecular function: magnesium ion transmembrane transporter activity; cobalt ion binding; cobalt ion transmembrane transporter activity. Lineage: Eukaryota; Fungi; Ascomycota; Pezizomycetes; Pezizales; Tuberaceae. The coding region runs from base 1 to 2145 and encodes 714 amino acids.
AUGCUCAAGCUCGCUGGAGACUCAACCUUGAUUGCUUGGUUGUCUUCUGCUCCGGCAUGGGAUCGAUCCUGUGGAAGUUCUCCAAGUCCGCAUAAACCAGCCAAGUGGUUUCCUGUCUCGGAGUCAACAAUAUUCGGGCUCGAGGCAGACUACCGUACCGGUAUUGAUACUGGCAUGGCACUUUCAGCCUCAGCCACCAAUCUCGGCAUGUCACCUACAACACCAUUUCGCUUAGUCACAGGUAGUGUUACUGGUAUCCAACUCGAGAAUUUAGGGCCUCUCCAGCCUAGCCCACCGUCAUCUGGGCUUACUGCUCCAUUGACGCCCUGUCCGGACUACUACUCGAGCUUCAACCCAGAGUUUACUGCUAAAUUCGAGAAUCUGGACGAGGAUAGUGUUUACGCGAAAUGUGAAGCUGCGCUUCUAAAUCACUCGACGAAGAAUUUUGUUGUCGAUUUCGGUGGGGAGCCAAAGAUCGAGUGUGGUGGGGCUUGGUGCGCUCUGGAUCUCGACUCUUCGAAGACGGAGACUUUGGAUAGCUUGAGGAAUCUUUUGAAACAAGAUAGGCCGAGGGAGUUACGCACUAGAUGGAUUAAUAUAUUCGCUCCGCAUACACAGAAGGAACUAGUCCAGACGAUUGCUGCCCACUAUGGGUUCACUUCUCGACAUACUAGUGUUCUUACAGCACCGCCGGCUGCGCACACCAAUAUCCCUGCUCAUCAGAAAUCUGUACUUUCUAUAAGAAAUAGAUUGUUCCACCGACAUCCUUCGGAUCCCUUGGAUAUUGAGGAUGGGAGCACGGCGGAUAGCUAUGCUAAUAUGGAGGCGGUAGCUAAUGCUGCUGCUCCUUUACCAAUACUACAGGGGGCUAGGAGGGGUGGACACAUGGAGAUUGUGAGCAAUGUUUGGCAUUGGCAUGCUGUUGAAUGGGGUGGAAGAUUCAUGUGCAUCGGAUUCAACUCACUACAUCAGAUGCCUAAAAGGAAAGCCCCGACUGACGAUAAUGAUGGGAACGGCGGCGAUGUCAAUCAAUGGCAUGAGGAUGAAGAUGGCCGAGUAGCCAUGGGUAAAGGGGAAAAUUACCCCGAUGGGAAACGACAAUGGGUAUGGUUAGUGCUCUGCGAUGAUGGUACUGUUCUGAGUUUACUUGAAGCCCCGGGAAGGGACGUUGGUGACCAAGGGUUGGCAAUCAUACGGAGGAACCUGGUCACAGUUUUCCGAUCGUUGUCCAGAUCCAGCACUGCUAUGGGAAAAGUAGCGAAUUCUGUGCAAACGGGGGGAAUGGAUGAAUUGCCUUUCAGAAGAAAUUUUGCUGAGGGCGGUGGAAGUGAGAAUGUCGAAAGUGGUCCGAGUCUCCUUUUCUAUUAUUUAUUUGACGAUUGGUACUCCUCCUUGGAGCUUGUAGUUGGCCGUGGAUAUCCGUAUAGUAAUCGUAUGCGUGAAUUGCGUCGUGAGAUGCAAAACAGCCCCUCUCUCUCCCAAAUCUCCAGUCUCCACCGCCUUGCCCGACAGCUAGCAACUCUAAAGCGAAUGUACGAGACCAAAAAGAUAAUAAUCGACAAUGUCCUGUACCGCCAAGAAAACUCUCACAAAAAGAACACCCCACGAUCAGUCGCCCCAACUGCUCCUUUCACUGGGUUCCCACAGAGCCCCAUCGCUCCAAUGGGAGAUCCAGACGUUCUCGGUGUCCCCCUCAACCCCCUCGCAAUCGCAAAAUUCGAACGCCUAAGGGAUAGGAUAAAGCUUUAUGCCCUCGGCGAGAUCAACGACUGUCUGCAGGAGAAAUCGGAACUGGUAGAUAUGACGUUCAAUCUCAUUGCCCUGCGAGAAUCGGAGUCAGUAGAGCGACUCACUCGCGUUGCUAUCCUGCUUACGAAAUUCGCGUUUGUGUUUGUCCCGCUCACGCUCAUCACUGGGUACUUUUCUAUGCAACUGAAGGAUUUGCAGGGCGUUUACAGACAACGGGACUUUUGGGGCGCUAGUGGAGUUUUCAUGUUUAUUACUAUUUUAGUACUGUAUACUAUUGGGAAGGCGACAGACACUAUGGAGGGUGCGAGGGUGUGGAGAGGGUUUAAGGCGGUUUGGCUGGGGUGUUUUGGGAAGAAGAGGGCGCAAAGAACGAGAAGGGGGAGUCGGCAGUGGUGA